UAUGGAGACUCAGUGAUCGCAUUAUUAUUAUUCAUCAGUGAGUGCUAUUCCCUGCGCAUCUGGACAAAAAAGAUCACUGACGAUUUUGAGAAAAGAAACUAUACGAUGCGGUCGCGGUACAAACGACUCAUAUGGAGUAUGCUGACGCUGUGUGCAGUUCAAGGAACGCGGGAAUCCCGUCCCACGGUUACGAGUCAGCCGUUGAUAAGCGGGCCGUCUCUGAGUCCAGUGUACAGACCGUCAGACGCCGUAAAGCCGAUCCGCCAAGGACAAAGCGGGACCAUUGUUUUCACACAAGAACGUACGCUAUCCCGAGUGGCGCCCACGUUGUCGCCGUCGCUGGUCGAGGAACCGAGCGCACAGGACCGAACUCUCGAUUCGUCGCCGGAAAUGGAAAGCCUUGUUGACGUUUCCGCGGUUCACCGUAACGACAUUCACGAAGUUCCCCAGAUCUGCAACCGAACCUGCUAUCGAUCGAAGAAGGAAGGCAAAAGUCUAUCACAUCUCGAGGAUAAGUUCGUGCGGAUGGAUCACUGCUCGUGCGAUCACGAGUGCGGCUCGUUCGGCGAUUGCUGUCCGGACGUCGUUGCCGCAAAAGACAAACAGGACUGGCAGUGCUUCGAAACGUCCGGGAAGGGAUUCUGGGCGAAACAGACGUGUCUCCGCACUUGGAACGGAGACGCAAACAUAAUUUCCGGCUGCGAAGACGGGGAAAUCGGUGACCUCUCCGACCCCUUGAAAAGAGCACCCGUAACUUCGACGGCGUCGAAUCUCACUUAUCGUAACAUGCUUUGUGCAAUCUGCAACGACGAUGCCGAAUCAAUCCUCGUCUGGACAGUCCGCCUCGAACCUAACUUCGAUGUCAAUUCGGCAUCGGUCGAGAUGACAGGCAACCAACCCGUGCCGGAAGUGAGCCCGGAUUUACAUACAAUGCGUUUCUCUAAACAAAGAAACGCAUGGUUGAUCGCCGGGCGCGAAUACAGGACAUCGUACGUCUUCCCGCGAAUCAACGAAACAGUCGUGGCUCCCCCGCCUUGCGUUCCUGUCAUAGAAACCUGUCGUCAGCAAUUCGAAGGCAGCGAAUUGGAAAGACAGUGCCAGAAUUAUCAUUCGGCGGUCAGCACUCCGUUCACGAGCUACAAGAACCUCCACUGCGCUUUGUGCAACGGGGAGAGUCCCCGGAACCUGACGUGUGGUUUUACUUCGAAUUACGAUUUGGAAGCGAGGAUCCUAAGCGGCUUCGCCAUCUUGCUGGAUUUCUCGGGCGACGGGAAAGUUGCUUGGAAAAAGCCCUGCGCCGACCGAUCGCAGAUCUACGAUCCGUUCCACAAAAAAUGUCGCGACAUCAUUUGCGACCGGCCUAACUACAUCUAUCGCAAUAAGCGCUGCGUAUCGAAGAACCAACCGGUCGUUGACGAUGACUCCGAGCUGUUUGCCUCUAGCACCGAUCAGCCGCUGAAUUCCACACAAAUGGUUUAUUCGCGGAAAUUCCUGGAAUGUCCGCAGACAUUCCUCAACAGAGAUGAAUUUUCUCUCAUGAAAAACAGUUCGAUUUUCGUCGAGAGGUACAACGCCACCUUCAAACCAGGCAAUUAUCUCCUCACGGAAUCGGGAGCCUACAUCUGCCUUUAUCUGCUCAAUUUGACAGCGGAUGAGCUGCCGAAAUUUUCCCUCUAUAUGGGUUAUAUCUCCGCGGUCGGUCUGGGGAUUUCCAUAGCUUGUCUCCUCCUCCAUUUGUCGGUCUUCAUUAUCUUGCCCGAAAUGAGGAAUCUUUCCGGGAAGAACCUUGCGAGCCUGUCGGCAUCGCUCCUCGUAGCCUACGCUUCUUUCAUCUCCGGUCAAGUCGACGAUUCCGUAGCCGGUACACCGACCUGUAGGGGGAUCGCCCUGGUGACCUACGCUGCGUUCCUGGCCUCCUUCUUCUGGAUGAAUUCCAUGUCUUUCGACGUGUGGCGGACUCUCAGGAUGGCGACCAAGGAACUCAGAGUCACCACCGGGCCGCAGUGGAAACGAUUCAUUUUCUACAGUAUCUACUCGUGGGGAAUGACGGCCUUCAUCGUGGGACUUUCUGUGGUCUUGGAACAUGAUUCGAACAUACUGCCCUCCGAAUAUCGACCUGCUUUCGGAAAGUACUCGUGCUGGUUCGGUCAUCGGAAAGCGCUACUGGUGUUCUUCGUCGCGCCCACAGGCGUUAUAAUGCUGCUGAACAUAUUAUUCUUUAUCAUGACCGCUGUGAUGAUCCUCUCGUCGUCCGCGAGCUCCGCUGCCAUCGUGCGAGACCCCUGCAGUUCUGUGAGAACAAACUACAGACUGUACUCAAGAUUGGCCAUCAUGAUGGGAUUGGUGUGGUGCACAGGCUUCGUCGCCGGUUAUUUGGACAAUGAGGUCAUAUGGUACAUAUUCAUCGUAUUGAACACACUGCAAGGAUUGUUCAUCUUCAUUGCAUUCUCAUGCACCAAGAAAGUCAUGUGGUUCUGCAAAGACCGACUUCCUGACUUCCUCAAACCUUCAAUAUACAGGCAAGUUCUCCGACAGUAUAACGGGGCCUCAAACGGAUUCGUUCUCUUGAAUGAGCCAGAAUUGGCCAUCCCGGAUCACAUCGCGGCGGAUUCUGCGCUUUCCGCGAUGUGGACAAUUUCAAUCUCGUUCCGCUUUCUCUGUUCGUGGAAUUCUGGAGGUAGAGCGAGACAGCCAGCUUCCGAUAGAACCUUGGUGUGGCCAAUAUCGUCGGUUUCGUCGAAUUCGUCGAGCAGUCAUUCGGGCUCGACGCAUCACACAGGAUUGUCGCGGAGAUCCUCUCCGAGAUCGUCGGUCAACUAUCGACACACCGCGCCAUAUCUCAUCUAUGGGGAAAACAACAAGCUCGACAUGUACUGA
Messenger RNA from Galendromus occidentalis (western predatory mite), 2877 nucleotides. RefSeq lists its product as uncharacterized. The record is from RefSeq and is a predicted model, not a curated record. Gene Ontology annotation, biological process: cell surface receptor signaling pathway; G protein-coupled receptor signaling pathway. The transcript is spliced from 14 exons. Bases 106 to 2877 code for a protein of 923 amino acids. Gene Ontology annotation, cellular component: membrane. NCBI's taxonomy places the organism in Eukaryota, Metazoa, Arthropoda, Arachnida, Mesostigmata, Phytoseiidae. Gene Ontology annotation, molecular function: G protein-coupled receptor activity.